ACAAUCUCGUUCCUUUGCGACUAAAGGCUCGUGAAAAUGGCAACAGGUGGACUCCUCGACCGCAUGUAUCAGCACUGGUGGGGGAAGUCAGUCCCGUGUGAAGCCAGGUCACCUUAUACGGAAUUAGGAUUUUCAAACAUCCUCACGGCUUUCCUCCUGCUCAUCAUCGGCGGCCUCCUCUCCGUGCUGCUCCUUGUCUUCGAGAUUUUGCUCAGGAGACACUACCAGAAGGACGAGGUGUUCUCGAGGAAGUCCUCCACGUUGCAAGGGCGAGUGUCGACCCUUGGGAGGCCGAGGAUGAUUUUCGACAGUAGCGCGAGGCAGGUCGAUGGAGUGAGGCGGGUAGUGAGAAUGGAGGAGCAAACGCGAGUUGGAUGAGAGUUGCUCCGUAAGUGACCUCAUAUUCAAUUCUAGAUUUAUAUAUAUGUUAUUUAUUAUUUUUUCUUUUUUUUUUCUUUUUCUUUCAAAUAUAGGCUGUCUGACGUUAGAUACCAUAGUGGUACCCGGCUGCUGCCUUGUAGUUCAGUUCGUGUCAAAGGCUGUGGGAUUUCACCCUAUACAAAACAAUUCAC
This is a messenger RNA of Penaeus monodon (black tiger shrimp), 572 nucleotides long. RefSeq lists its product as uncharacterized. The coding region runs from base 37 to 378 and encodes 113 amino acids. NCBI's taxonomy places the organism in Eukaryota, Metazoa, Arthropoda, Malacostraca, Decapoda, Penaeidae. The record is from RefSeq and is a predicted model, not a curated record. The transcript has 2 exons.